Messenger RNA from Drosophila bipectinata, 3298 nucleotides. It is a transcript of the gene Mtr4, whose product is annotated as exosome RNA helicase Mtr4. Gene Ontology annotation, biological process: RNA catabolic process; maturation of 5.8S rRNA. Gene Ontology annotation, cellular component: nucleus. NCBI's taxonomy places the organism in Eukaryota, Metazoa, Arthropoda, Insecta, Diptera, Drosophilidae. Gene Ontology annotation, molecular function: RNA helicase activity; RNA binding; ATP binding. The record is from RefSeq and is a predicted model, not a curated record.
UUCAUUCCCAUCACUAGAUCGCAGCCGCGUGCGUUUAAUAAGGUAAAAAUAAAAGAGAAAAAGUAAACAACGUGGAAUGGACAUAGACGAGCUCUUUGACUGCUUCAACGAGGCGCCUCCCGAGAACUUGGAGGGCCCACCGGCCUUCAGAGCGGAGGAGAAAGCUGGUGUGAAGCGACAAGCACAAUCCGCCGCUGAGGCGGAUCAGAAAGAGGAACCAUCUGACGAUGGGGAGAAGUCCAAGAAGCGGGCCAAACAGGAUGCCAAAUCCAGUGACGAGGAGCAGGAAGAUGAUACCAAAGACGAAGACGCAAAUGACGAGGUAGAUCCCGAGGAUACGGCCGACUUGGAGGCCUUGCGCACGCGGAUUGUGACUCAUUUGUUGGAGUCGCCGGAGUCUUGCACCCACGAGGUGGCUGCCCAUCCAGACCACGAGUACAUACCGCUAAAACCGUUUACCGGUGUGCCGGCCAAGGAGUACCCCUUCGUGCUGGAUCCCUUCCAGCGCCAGGCUAUACUGUGUAUCGACAACAGCCAGAGUGUCUUGGUUUCGGCUCACACGUCUGCGGGAAAGACUGUGGUGGCGGAGUACGCCAUUGCCAAGUCGCUGGCAGCCAAGCAGCGCGUUAUAUACACCACUCCAAUAAAGGCUCUGUCCAACCAAAAGUUCCGUGAGUUUACUGAUGAGUUCAAGGAUGUCGGUCUGGUCACUGGCGAUGUGACUAUUAAUCCUUCCGCCUCCUGCCUGAUCAUGACCACUGAGAUUUUGCGAAACAUGCUGUACCGGGGUAGCGAAAUUAUGCGCGAGGUGGGUUGGGUAAUCUUCGACGAAAUCCAUUACAUGCGCGACAAGGAGCGCGGAGUGGUCUGGGAGGAGACGCUUAUUCUGCUGCCGGACAACGUGCGCUAUGUCUUCCUCUCGGCCACAAUACCCAAUGCACGUCAGUUUGCCGAGUGGGUCUGCCACCUGCACAAGCAGCCCUGCCACGUGGUGUACACCGACUACCGACCCACUCCGCUGCAGCACUACAUCUUCCCGGCCGGUGGCGAUGGCAUCCAUCUAAUCGUCGACGAAAAGGGGCAGUUUAAGGAGGACAACUUUAGCACAGCCAUGGCUGUACUGGCCAAUGCAGGGGAGGCUGCCAAGGGCGACCAAAAGUCUCGAAAAGGAGGCAUCAAGGGCGUGAAUGCCGGACAGACGAACAUCUUCAAAAUAGUCAAGAUGAUUAUGGAACGCAACUUUGCCCCGGUGAUCAUCUUCUCGUUCAGCAAAAAGGACUGCGAGAUAUACGCCAUGCAGAUGGCCAAGCUGGACUUCAAUACCGCCGAUGAAAAGAAACUGGUGGAUGAGGUUUUCAAUAAUGCCAUGGAUGUUCUCUCGGCGGAGGAUCGCAAGCUGCCACAGGUGGAGAAUGUACUGCCCCUGCUUCGGCGCGGCAUCGGCAUCCAUCAUGGUGGAUUGCUGCCCAUUCUGAAGGAAACUAUCGAGAUUCUCUUCGGCGAGGGUCUGAUCAAGGCGCUCUUUGCCACUGAAACCUUUGCCAUGGGUCUGAACAUGCCGGCCAGAACAGUCCUGUUCACGGCACCGCGAAAGUUCGACGGCAAGGACUUCCGUUGGAUCAGCUCUGGCGAGUACAUUCAAAUGGCGGGACGAGCCGGACGUCGAGGGCUCGACGACAAGGGCAUUGUCAUCCUAAUGAUCGAUGAGAAGGUCUCACCGGCUGUGGGCCGCGGCAUCGUCCAAGGCAAGGCCGAUCCCAUCAACUCUGCCUUCCACCUGACCUACAACAUGGUGCUGAAUCUGCUCCGAGUCGAGGAAAUCAAUCCGGAGUACAUGCUGGAGCGAAGUUUCUAUCAGUUCCAGAACCAGUCCGCCCUGCCAGGCCUGCACGACAAGGUGGAGGAAAAGACGGCCGCCUUGAACAAGAUAGUCUUCAAAGAUGAGCACAACAUUGCCUCCUACCACCACAUCCGCUCCCAGCUGGAGCACUACGGCAAACAGUUUCGUCAGUGGAUAACGCGACCGGACCACCUGCUGCCCUUUUUACAGCCCGGCAGGCUGAUCAAGGUGUCGGCCGGCUCCCAGGAGUACGACUGGGGCAUUGUGCUGAACUUCAAGAAGCAGGACCAGAGCCGCAAGAAUCCGCUCAAGAGCGAGAUGAGUGUCACCAUCGAUGUGCUGCUGCACGUGAGCGAAGCGGCUGCCGAGUCUGGCGAUACUGAGCCCUGCGGCCCCAACGAGCGCGGCUGCAUGGAAGUGGUGCCAGUGGCCCAUUCCCUCGUUACCCAGAUCAGCUCCAUCCGCGUUUACUUCCCCAACGAUCUGCGCAGUCCAGACAGCAGACUAACCGUUCUUAAGACCAUCCAGGAAGCCAAGAAACGUUUUCCACAAGGCCCACCCGUCCUAAAUCCCAUCGACGACAUGAACAUCAAGGCUCAAGAGUUCCGGGAUAUCGUCAGCGCCAUUGCUCAGUUCGAGCAGCGCCUGGAAGAGCACCCGCUGCAUAAAUCCAAAGAACUGGAAGGUGUCUAUAGACGCUACCAGGAGAAGGUGGCGCUGCAGUCGGAGGUGACGGAGCUGAAGAACGAGCUAAAGGCCGCCCGCAGCCUCCUGCAGAUGGAGGAACUGAAAUACCGGAAACGUGUGCUCCGCCGCAUGGGCUACUGCAAGCCGGGCGACGUCAUCGAGUUCAAGGGUCGUGUUGCCUGCGAGCUGAGCUCGGCGGACGAGCUGCUAAUGACCGAGAUGAUCUUCAACGGAGUGUUCAACGAGCUGACCGCUCCCCAAGCGCUGGCCCUGCUGUCAUGCUUUGUUUGCGACGAAAAGUCCUCAGAAUCCCCGAAAUGCGCCACCGAACUGUCCGGUCCUCUGCGUUCCAUGCAGGAUCUCGCCCGUCGCAUCGCCAAAGUAUCCUCCGAGUGCAAGCUGACCAUAGACGCCGAUAGCUAUGUGGACAAGUUCAAACCAUUCCUUAUGGAUGUGGUGCUGGCCUGGUGCAAGGGCUCCAGUUUCCUUGCGGUCUGCAAGAUGACCGACAUCUUCGAGGGCUCCAUUAUUCGAUGCAUGCGCCGGUUGGAGGAGCUGCUGCGUCAAAUGUGCCAGGCCUCCAAGACCAUCGGCAACACGGACCUGGAAAACAAGUUCUCGGAGGGUAUUCGUCUACUGAAACGCGACAUUGUCUUUGCCGCUUCCUUGUAUCUUUAAGAAUGUAUCUGUAAGCUUGUACAACCUUGUUCAUUAUUUUUAUUUUUAUACUUUGGAUUAUUAAAAUGAGACUAGGCUAUAGUCCUAUUUAAG